This is a messenger RNA of Darwinula stevensoni, 1971 nucleotides long. The record is from the annotation of a GenBank genome assembly. Lineage: Eukaryota; Metazoa; Arthropoda; Ostracoda; Podocopida; Darwinulidae.
AUGACCCGGAUCAUAACUGAAUGCGCCCAGCACAGCCAUCUGGUGGCCGAAGAAACACGAGUGACGCGAUCCUCUGUCUUCUGUUCUCUUCGUACAGUCACGGGGACGAUCGAAGGAGAGGGAGAAGGAGGAGAGGAGGAGAGGAGGGAGAAGGAAGUUCAGGAAAAUUCAGCAAAAUCUGCGUCCCUCCAUCCAGGGAGGCAAGGGUGCGUCAUGACCUCCUCGCCGACCCGGUAUCCCUCUAAUAAGCUUCUGCAGGAGCUUCGGGACGCCUUCGUCUACGCCUACGGAGCCUACCUUCUCACCUCCUCCAAUCCCCACCUCAUGCCCGUAGGACGGGAGUGCGAGAAUAGCCUGGCUUACCUCACGGGGUUCGAAGGGGAAGGUGUAGCCAUCAUAACUAAGUCGAGAGCGGCCCUUUGGGUCAACCCGGAUGACCUUCACCAAGCGGAUCGCAUUCUCGACUGCGCCUGGUCUAUCUACCUCCUCUCAGGUAAUUUUAGCGUUCAGGAGUUCUUGAAAAGUGAGUUCCCCGAGGAGCUGGUAGGGACAUCAGAUAGUGGUCAGAUCCUGGUUGGUGGGGACUCAGCCCUCGUCUCGUCCAAAAUGUGGCUUUCUUGGAGGAAUGACCUGGAGGUUCGAUCCAUUUACCUCACGUCGAUCAACGUGAAUCUUGUGGAUCGGAUGCGGGAAAAGAAACCAGAGUGUCCACACCACCCCAUUUCCGUCGCUCAUCCCUCGGUGAUAGACGAAGGGUGGAGGGCGAAGGUUAAAGAGGUUCGCCGGAGACUCAGGAUGAUGGGCGGAGAGGGACUAGGGAUGCUGGGAACGAGCCUGGAUGAGACAGCCUUCCUCUUUGACCUACGAGGAGCCGACUUCCCUUAUCAACCUCUCUUCCCCUCCUUUCUCUACCUCAAUGCCUCUUCCAUCAUCCUCUUCUUAGACGAGAAGAAUGUGACAAAGGAAGUGAAGAAGCACCUGGGAGCGAAGAAGAAGUGUGGGUCGGGUGAGGAUUGUUUCCUCCUUCAACCCUAUGAGACCUUCCAUGAGUGGCUCAAAGACUUAUCUCUCCCAACGGACGGGAAGCUGUUGUUGCCGGAGGGCAUUUCCUACUACAUCCACGAAACCCUGGAGAGAACUUUAGCGGAGAAGUUGGUGAUGGGAGAAUCUCCGAUGCUGAAGAUGAAGUUCCGGUUCGGUUCAAGUGCUUCCCUGGCCUCAAAAAGAGCCCAUUUAAGGGAUUCUCAAGCCCUCGUCCGGUUCCUCGCUGAGAUCCACCGAUUACGGGUGGAGGGAGAGAUGGAACGCUCGACGGAGACGAAGCUGAAGGCCCUUCUGGUCAGUCUCAGGCAAGAGGGAGGGAAGGAGAUCCUCAUGAAUGAGAGCAUCCCCACGGUCUCUUCGUUUGGACCUUCCUCCAUCCUUUAUCACACAGAAUCUGGAGCCAUCUACAAUGACGGGGUGACGAAGGUGUCCCGGACGGUAGCUUGGAAUGGGAAGGAGAACAAAGAAAUAAAAGAAAUUAAAGAACUUUAUACCAGGGUCCUGAAGGCCCACAUUCGCCUCGCCACUGCCGUCUUCCCCUUCGGAACGAGAGACACGGAGUUGGAUUUCCUGGCGAGAUCAGAGGUGACCCGAGUCGGUUUGGAUUACCCACACGCUUCCGCUCAUUCAAUCGGAACCAUUUCCGCCUAUCAAGAUACGAUUAGAAUCAGUCGAAUGAAUCCAAAUCCCCAGGAGAUCAUGGAGGGUCAAGUCAUCCACAUCAAUCCUGGUGCUUAUGUGGAGGGGCGAUUAGGUGCAAGACUGGGCAGCGAUUACAUCGUCGUGCUAAAAGAUACUCUGUUUGGUAAAAAGAGCCUGGGAUUCGAGCCAUUGAUGCUGGUGCCCUUCGACCGUGAGCUCAUCCUCCCUCACCUUCUCUCACACGACGAGGCAAGUCCACUUUCAGUGCGUCUCGUAUCAUCGUGA